Iphiclides podalirius (scarce swallowtail) is the source of this 5580-nucleotide messenger RNA. NCBI's taxonomy places the organism in Eukaryota, Metazoa, Arthropoda, Insecta, Lepidoptera, Papilionidae. The record is from the annotation of a GenBank genome assembly.
AUGUCUGCUACAUCAGAAUAUGAACCUGUGGCCCGGCAAGAUUACGGGCCGGCCACCUCCAGUGAAAAUAUAUAUGAACAUGUUUUGGACCAAAAACUAACAGAUAAUAUGAAUGUUCCAAGUAUUAGAACUCCUGUUUUAAGGACUGUUCCUUUAUCAUCUUCAGAUGGAGACCCUGAGCCUGACUCUACUAAUCCAGAAAGCAUUAUUCAAUCUAUACACAAAGUAGACAAAGAAGUAGGAUUCCACAUUAGUGAGAAGCAUUGUGAAGCUGAAAUGUCUGUAGACUCCUUAUCAAGAAUUGUGAGAUUAGAAGAAACCACUUUAGACAAUGUGGGUCGCAUAACCUACCCCAUAUUGCAAGAAACUGAUGAUUCGGGUGAUGGAAACUAUGUAGAUAAUGCAGCUACUCUUAUACAGGCACCAUUAAGUACAGCAAUUGUGCAAAAUGUCACUAAACUCCCGCAAAACUUUACUAUUAAUGUUGAUGCUGCAGUUGGCAAUAUAACUGCUAUACAAAAUGUAUCUCAAGAUGUUGUGGUUUCUCAAGUAUCUGCCAAUCAGCAGCUUACUGAACAAAUAUUGCAGUCAUUGAGUCAACCAAAGCUCAUGUUGCAUCAAAAUCCAACAUCUGUUAACCAUACAUUAAUUGCUACACCAAUUUUUGAGGAUCCUUUAGAAAUAAAACCAUUGAAUCAAAGAAGGAUUAUUUUUGGUGAUAAGUCUACUCUUAUAACAACUGAUGACAUAAUUGGAAUGGAAGAGAGACCCAAUCUGACAGAAGAACUUCGUAAAUAUUCAUAUCAAGCAUUGGCUUUUAUUAUGUUAGAUCACACCUAUGCAUUGCCAGCUCAAAAACAACCUUCAGCCUCAUCACCUCCUCCACCUGUAUCUACACCUGUGCCAACUAUUAUUUCCCCAACACCAGUCACCUCCCCAAAGAGUCCAGUAAAACGGACUUCACCAGUGAUAAUGUCUACGGCAUCAUAUGAUCUGCCAAUAACAGUACCAACUACUGUAGCGGGAACUUCAACACCAGUUACAACUAUACAGAUGGGAUCUCUUUCGUUUAAACCAACCCCAUCUGCACAGACUCAAGAUGAUGAUGCUGCUUCAGUGAUAUCUUCUAUAGAUGGUGACAAAAGACAAGCGGAUAGAGGAGGGAGCGACACAGAAACAGCCCCUGAAGGUGAAGAAGAGGGCAAAACCAGGUGCAUAUGUGACUUUACACAUGACGAUGGCUAUAUGAUAUGUUGCGAUAGGUGUGGGGAAUGGCAGCAUGUGGAUUGCAUGGGUAUUGACAGGCAAAAUAUACCAGAUGCGUAUAUGUGUGAAGUUUGCCAACCACGGCCGAUAGAUAGGCGACACGCUCGUAAUAUACAGCUAAGGAAGAGAGAAGAGCUAAAUGCACUUGGCGCUUCCGACUCUGAUUCCUCGGAGACAACUCGUCUGCCUGGACAACGCCGCAAAAGACUACUCACAGUAACAACUUAUACAAACACUAGUGGUUCUUGUGUUACUACCUAUAAUUCAAAUCUCGCUGUUCUACCACCAUUGCCUCAACCAAGUUUAUCUUUACCAAAACGAGGUCCCAAGAGACCAAAGAAAGCUGAAAUGGUUAGAAAAGUUGCAAAACGAAAGCUCGCCGAAAAGAGAGUUAAACGAAAGAAGGAUAUGUUUAAUAGAAGUAAAUUCAACACCAGCCUACCAAAUCAGUCGCAUUGGCAAGAUUCAUAUGAGGCUGCAAUGACAAACCACUAUAGUCCCGAGCUGAGAGCUAAAAUUAUGAAAUACAGCAGCAAGCUGGGGAAUACUCAAAGUAUGGCUUCAGCAAUAACAGCACACCUAUGUACAACAGUCCCUCAUGCUGGUGGGAAAAUACUUAUCGCGACGAAAGACCUCAAGGAAAAUACUCCCGUUAUAGAAUUACGUGGUAAGUAUAUGUUAUCAAAUCAACAUAGACCCCAAUUGCAGAACACAGCAAGGGCUGGAAGCCAAAAGCCUGGCCCCUUCGUAUUUUUCUAUAGACUCCCGAAAGACAACACACAGAUUUGCAUUGAUACGCGAACGUAUGGCAACGAGGCAAGGUUCGUACGACGAUCGUGUAAACCUAACGCGGAACUACAACAUUGCAUUAUAAAGGGAGCUCUACAUGUUUACUUGGUAACAAUUGGUGUUGUCCAAUCUAACACUGAAAUAACAGUUGGUCAUGAUAUUAAUGGCAGCAAGCAGCCCUGCGCAUGUGGUAAUCCAAAACAUUGCAAGGUUAAUGGCUUAAAUCCUAUAGUUACUAGAAAAAGUGUUGAUUACCCACAGAGAGAAAAGAGAAGUAGAAAUAGAUGUUAUAGCUCAUCAUCCCCUGUUUCACCACCUCUUGUACCAUUGCCUACCACACCAGUCAAGGUGAGUUCACCAUCAUUUAUGCAGAUAAAAACUGAGAAAAAAUCACCUAUUAAACAUGAAUUACCACCUAUGUCCCCUAUUCAAACUACAUUAAAUCUAAGUUUCGAUGAGCCAAUCAAAAGUGAAAUGUUUGAUGAUAUUAAGCCUGAAAUAGAUUUAAUGGCAAAAGAAGAAAUGAAACCAGAAUUAGACGAACCAGAUUUCGUUAAAAUAGAACCGAAAAUUGAAGAAAAAGAACCAGAAGAGGAGACCAUGAUACCAGAACCUGAGCCUGAGCCUGAACCUGAACCAGAACCAGAACCUGAGCCAUUAAUUGAAGAGCCACCACCUGAAAUUAUUAAAGAGGAAGUUAAGGAAAUUAUAAAAGAAGAAAUACCGAUAAAAAUUGAGACUGAGGUUUCAGAGGAAGUGAAAGAAGAAAUAAUGGAAGUUAAAAAGCCGAAAGAGUUACCUAAAGUUGAAGAAGAAAAACCAAUAAUUAAAGAUGUGAUAGCUAAGUCGGCAUGUCACGACAGAUCUGCACGAUCUAGCCGUACUACUUGUACUAAUCAGGACUCCUUAGAUGAUAAAACAGAUGAUUCCCAGGAUAAACUUCCUACUGUGGCUUAUGUCCAGAAAGACAAGAAAAAAAUGACUCGCGAGGAGCGAAAAAUGGAGGCUAUAAUGAAAGCUUUUGAGCGAAUGGAAAAGGCUGAACAACGUAAACAGGAGGUGAAGGAGCGGCAGAAGAGAAGAGAAUCCGAUCCUCAUCCUAAUAGUGCGGACAGGGAAGAUGAAGAAGAAAUUCAUGUUAACUCCAAAAAAAGAAAAAAACGCAAGGGACGAGCUCGGACUACUUCGCAGUCAAACCGGCGUCGUCUAAAUUCAGCUGACAGUGAUAUGGUCACAUCUGGUGAUGAGGCAAUGCCGUUGUCACCGCAAAGGCCUGCACCGCCAAUGGAGCUGGCGCACCCCUCAACUGAAGAGCAGACCCAUGAAGUUGUUAGCGAGGACCUUGGCUUAAGCUCGGCCUGUUUGCUAGUAGAAGCAGCAGUUGGUUCAGUCGAGUCCGCGUUUAAACUACCGAAAACGAAGAAAACAAUGGCUACAGAGUGGAUCGGACGCUCCCCUGAACGGACACCUUCACCAUACCACUCCCCAUAUAGGCCAGCACUUGUCUCCGCGCCCUCACUGGAGAGCUUGGUCAGAGUUGCUUCAACUAUGAUAGGUGAUCUUAGCGGAGGGCAUGAUUUGGAACAUGAAGAAGAACCACAACUCGUGGCCUCGCCCCCUCGGACACCAGGAAGGGAGAGAAACAGACCCCCCAAGAAAGCAAAGAGAAUUACGCGUAGCACACCACCUGCUGAAGUGGCCGAAGUGAUUCCUGCUUCAUUGCCUCAGCACAGUGCUAAGAAGCGUUGGUUGAGGCAAGCCAUCAGUGAAGAAAGUGACUCCCCUGUUACUGAAUCACCGCCGAACGAAAUGGUAACUCCACUGAAGAAGCGGAGAGUAGCUAGAGAAUCAUUAAGUUGUGACCAAAAUCCCAUUAUUCCUUGUAUGGACGAAUCAUCGCCAAUUUUGACGUCUGAAGACUCCCCCAUCAAAGAUGACCCACAAUCAAUUACACAACAGUACAAAAGAAAUAUAAUGGACAGUAUGUACAGUAGGGACAGAACUAGGUCAGAUAGUGGACAAGGUUCAGAUGACCAAUGCAACAUGGAACAUGAUGUUUUGAAUGUCAACCUAAAAGUACCUCAUGAUAGUGAAAAUAUAAGAAGAAUUAUAGGUGUACCGACGCCCGAAGAAGAGUUUGUACCGGAUUUGGUGAAAUCAAAUGAUGUAAGUAGCAAUAACAACAAUUUAGACAUGGAAGAGAGCAAUUACAAUAAAGUAGUACCAAUGGAGAUAGACACAACAAUAAUAACUCAGGCUAAAAUCCAGGAGUCAAAUGAAAAUAGUAAUGAACUGAAGGAAGUAAAUAGUUCACAGUCAGCGGACACUAGUGGUAACUCCUCACCGCAGCGUGAUGAAAUGGAUGAUAUACAAAAAAAGAUCCAUUCUUUUCAUACAGAGAACAUCCUAAUAUUAAAGAGCAGAAACAAGAAACCUCCAAAAGAGAAACGGAAGAAAGUUAAUCUUAACUUCGAUCUAAACAUGGUCGAUGAUCAAAUCAGUAUUCAACUACGUACUGAAAACGAUUCAAAUUCAAAGUCGUCUGAUAUCAAUGGCGAUCUUCAUGAGGAACUCAGCAACUCUAUACAGGACGACGCUAAAAUGCUUGUCUCUCCAGAGAAUAUACCCUUGCCACCUGUAGAGACUAUACCUCUUCCGGCUUCAGAAAACUUUCAUCUGCCUGCCCCUGAAAAUAUACCACUACCUGAAGAUCCCAGUCCAAUGCCUGUUAUACCACCACCAGAGGCAAUACCACUACCAGAAGAGCCCAUGACUCCCGUUAGUGUAGUUGCCCAUGAGUCAUCAUGUUCCCCACCUUCAAAUAAAGCUGAGGAAAAGGAAGUCAAUACGAUGGAUAGACCAUCUGUUCUGGACUCAACCCUUCCCUUUUCCACGCGUUUCAGCUCCACCGGUCUAUUCUCGGGAAUAUUUAGCAAUAUGUCAAGUUCAUUUAAGUUGGAUAGCCCAAUAAAUGAGAACAUACCAAAUAUGUCGAUUAUAAAGAGUGCAAUAGAUAGGACUACAAGUUUAGACAAUAGUUUGUUUGAUAAGGACAGCGUAACGCCAGUGGAUGAGUUGAAAAGUGUACAGGAGAUAUUGACUCGUGUGAAUAAUAUGGACUCAAACAAUAGUGUUUUGUUGUCGGGUGUGCUGAAGAACUCUAACAAGAGCAUGUUGCCUUCGCCAUCCCCAAGGAAGCUCUCCAUCACGGAGUACCGGAAGAGGCACAAGUGCGCGGCGAGCGAUUCCGGCUCGCCCGCCUCCGCCGGCGAGGCGCACGAGGCCCACGAGGCUCAGGAGGCCCAAGAGGCGCACGAGGCGGGCGACGGCUGCGAGGCGCACGAGGCGCCCGAGGCGGGCGUCGAGUGGUCCUCGGAGUCGUCGGCGGGCGCGUCCCUCUCGCCGCAGAGGCUGGACGCGGCCGCCGCGGCGGCGGUCGAUGACCUCGAGCAGCGGCUCCACAGGGAACUAAGCGCCGCGCACACGCCGCGAGAUGGCGCGGCGGUGGCCAAGCGGUGCGACAGG